GGCGGAGCCAGCGGCGGCGGAGGCUGGAGGCUCCCGCGCGGCUCCGGGUCACGGAUCCCAGAUCCCGGCGCGGAGAGAGGUCAUAAGCAGAACCUGGUGAUGUGUGUUCACUGCUGAGUGAUCCCUCUCCCACCCUCACAAACUGUAGUAGGGUCAGCUGGGGGACCUGCCGGGCACAGGCAUGCCAGUGCUGUCCGAAGACUCGGGUUUGCAUGAGACCCUGGCACUGUUGACCUCUCAGCUCAGGCCUGACUCCAACCACAGGGAGGAGAUGGGCUUCCUGAGGGACGUUUUCAGUGAGAAGAGCCUCAGCUAUCUGAUGAAGAUUCACGAGAAACUCCGCUACUAUGAGAGGCAGAGUCCGACGCCAGUUCUGCACAGCGCCAUGGCCCUUGCUGAGGAUGUGAUGGAGGAGCUGCAGGCUGCCUCCGUGCACGGUGACGAGAGGGAGCUGCUGCAGCUGCUGUCCACUCCCCACCUCAGGGCUGUGCUCAUGGUGCACGACACGGUCGCCCAGAAGAAUUUUGAUCCCGUCCUGCCCCCUCUGCCCGAUAAUAUCGAUGAGGAUUUUGAAGAGGAAUCAGUGAAAAUCGUUCGCCUGGUGAAGAAUAAGGAGCCCCUGGGUGCCACUAUCCGGAGGGACGAGCACUCGGGGGCCGUCGUGGUGGCCAGGAUCAUGCGAGGGGGUGCGGCGGAUCGGAGCGGUCUGGUCCACGUUGGUGAUGAGCUCCGAGAGGUGAAUGGCAUUGCCGUCGUGCACAAGCGGCCGGAUGAGAUCAGCCAGAUUCUGGCCCAGUCCCAGGGACCCAUCACCCUCAAGAUCAUCCCUGCCACCCAGGAGGAGGACCGCUUCAAAGAGAGCAAGGUGUUCAUGCGUGCCCUCUUCCACUAUGACCCUCGGGAGGACCGUGCCAUCCCCUGCCAGGAGGCAGGCCUGCCCUUCCAGCGGCGGCAGGUCCUGGAGGUGGUGAGCCAAGGCGACCCCACCUGGUGGCAGGCCAAGAGAGUGGGAGACACCAACCUUCGAGCUGGCCUCAUCCCCUCCAAGCAGUUCCAGGAGAGGCGGCUGAGCUACCGGAGAACCACCGGCACCUUACCAAGCCCCCAGAACUCCAGAAAGCCCCCCUAUGAUCAGCCUUGUGACAAAGAGACCUGUGAUUGUGAAGGGUACUUCAAAGGACACUAUGUGGCUGGUCUUCGGAGAAGCUUCCGGCUGGGCUGCAGGGAGAGGCUGGGUGGUUCGCAGGAAGCAAAGGUGCCCUCGGGGGCUGACUCUCAGGUACUGCUGACCUACGAGGAGGUGGCCAGGUACCAACACCAGCCAGGGGAUCGGCCACGCCUGGUGGUUCUCAUUGGGUCUCUGGGAGCAAAACUCCAUGAGCUGAAGCAAAGGGUGGUGGCCGAGGACCCCCAGCAUUUUGGUGUUGCUGUGCCACACACCACCAGGCCCCGGAAGAGCCACGAGAAAGAAGGGGUGGAGUAUCACUUUGUCUCCAAGCAAGCGUUCGAGGCUGACUUACAGCACAACAGGUUCCUGGAACAUGGUGAAUAUAAGGAGAAUCUCUAUGGGACCAGCCUGGAGGCCAUUCAGGCUGUUCUGGCCAAAAACAAAGUUUGUUUGGUGGAUGUAGAACCAGAAGCACUAAGACAUCUGAGGACCCCCGAGUUUAAGCCCUAUGUUAUAUUUGUGAAGCCUGCAAUCCAGGAGAAAAGGAAGACGCUGCAAGCUUCCCCGGACUCCGAGGACACAGCAACCCCACUUGAUGAACAGCAGCAAGAGAUGGCCGCCUCUGCCGCCUUCAUCGAUCAGCGCUUUGGGCACCUCAUAGACACUGUGCUGGUGAGAGAGGACCUGCAGAGUGUCUGCAGCCAGCUCAGAGCUGUCCUAGAGGCGCUGAGCAAGGACACGUACUGGGUACCCAUCAGCUGGGUGAGGUAACUUCACCCCCAUAGCAUCCAGUCCGGAGGGACCUCAAAGAUCGUAGAGUCCAGCCUCCCUCAGGUACCGUCGAGGAACCCCAAGUGCAGAGAGGAGCCAGGUUUCCCACAGACCGUCGUCAGUUCCCGAGCGUUAGUGGGAAGCCUCGCUUGCCGUUGGCGUUUCUUUGGUCUGUCAUUUGACUGCACCCCUUCCUUCGAGAGCCGGAGUUGAAAGGGGCAAGUCACAGAACACCGUGUCAUUCAUUCAAGUCUCGAGGGCAAGUUGGCCUUGAUUCUUUGUACCAAAGCUACAUAGCCACUGUCUUUUGGGGGUAGUGGUGGUGGAUUUAUAUGGUGAUUUACAGCGAUGUUUCAGCUUUAUUCGAUAGGACACUUCGCCGGUCCAUUUUUGUUGGAAGUUGUUUUACACAGUGGAUCUUCUGUGCAACUGACAACCGUCUGUCUUGCAGCACUGAAAUGUUACCUUUGGGGCGUGGGGGUCGUGCUUGCCUGGUGGUAGAGAAAUUGGUUCCCUGCCUUUGCACAGAGUGUGCAUACGUGAUGUUUUUUUUUCCUGCAAGACAGAGUCAACACGUAACGGCUCACGUGGCUCACUAGGCUCUUCAACAAUGCAGCAGUGCCUUCGGGGACCCUUGAGGAAUGUCAGGCUGCCUGUCCCCUUUCUGAAUCCUCUCCCCACCCCCACCCCCCAUGCUCCUCAAAUCGAGUCCUUGAUGUGUUUGAUUUGUCCUAGUCUAUCAGCUGUCCCCCGUUAUUGCCUUGGUUCUAAACGGUCUCUAUUUUCAGACCGGGCCUCCUGUUGUGCUGGGUUGUGGGGAAUAAGAUGACUCCCAUCUGUCAAAGCUCUGUCUAAGCCACAAUAAAUCAGUCCUGUCAAAAGUA
Psammomys obesus (fat sand rat) is the source of this 2823-nucleotide messenger RNA. RefSeq names its product MAGUK p55 scaffold protein 3 (gene Mpp3). NCBI's taxonomy places the organism in Eukaryota, Metazoa, Chordata, Mammalia, Rodentia, Muridae. The coding region runs from base 182 to 1939 and encodes 585 amino acids. The record is from RefSeq and is a predicted model, not a curated record. Gene Ontology annotation, molecular function: protein binding. The transcript is spliced from 19 exons. Gene Ontology annotation, cellular component: plasma membrane; cell-cell junction.